Messenger RNA from Anastrepha ludens (Mexican fruit fly), 440 nucleotides. RefSeq lists its product as uncharacterized. Lineage: Eukaryota; Metazoa; Arthropoda; Insecta; Diptera; Tephritidae. The transcript has a single exon. The record is from RefSeq and is a predicted model, not a curated record. The coding region runs from base 27 to 350 and encodes 107 amino acids.
UCAAUUCAAAUACCCACAGCACCACAAUGAAAUAUCUUCAAGUUUUUUUGCCACUGCUCCUUGUUGGCUUAUUCACAUUGAAGGUAUGCAGGGCUCAAACCUCAAAUACUGACGCUACUAGUUCUGCUCUACCUAGCAGUUAUUACGAUACAACAAGUAGUAAUGGUACCGCUAAGAAAGUUAGCGGCAGUCUCCGUUACACAGCUAUAAGGCGCAUAUCACUAAAUAAUCCAAGCAGUAGUAGCAGCACUCGCAAUAACAAUAGGAGAGGCAAUAGGAGAGGUAACAGAAGAAACAACAGAUCACGUAAUCGUAAUAACAGGGGUAAUAUUAAUGUGCGCGUUGGAUAAGCUUUUGGAAUAUUCUAUACCUAGAAAAUAUUAUAAAUGUCUUGUUAUUGAAAUUGUUCAUGUCCUUAUGGUUUAUCGAUGAUUCAUAAA